Molecule: messenger RNA, 1895 nt
Organism: Setaria italica (foxtail millet)
Lineage: Eukaryota; Viridiplantae; Streptophyta; Magnoliopsida; Poales; Poaceae
Product: peptide chain release factor PrfB3, chloroplastic
Exons: 6
Coding region: 16-1242 (408 amino acids)
Biological process (GO): translational termination
Source: RefSeq, a predicted model, not a curated record
AGUCCCGCCGCGGCAAUGGCUGCGGCGGCCUCGCCGGCAGCGUGCGCGCGGGCGUCGGCGUCCGGCGCCCGCGCGGGGGGCCGCCUCGCCGGCCGCACCGCCGCCCUCCCGCCGGACGGGCGCGGCGACGGCGCUGCAUCCUACAAGGAGCUCGGUCUUUACUCCUUGAAAAAGAGGAUUGAAGAUGCAGUUGUUCGGGUUGAAAUGACCGCAUCCAGUGCUCUUGAGUUGGAGGAAGCACGGAGAAUUAAACAGGAAGAAGUACUGCGGAAGCGUAAUUUGUGGGAUAAUCCUGCUAAGUCACAUGAGACGCUCUCUGCUCUGGCUGAUGCCAUCAGGGUGGUCGACCAUCUAAAAGAUCUUUGCUUCAAGGCUGAAGAGGCAAAGUUAAUAAGUCAACUAUCGGAGAUGGAUGCCAUAAAUGGUGAGCUAUUUAAGCAAGCAUACAAAUCCUCAGUAGAUGCUAGCGAGUAUCUAGAUCGCUACCAGAUGCACAAGCUUCUUAAGGGUCCGUAUGACAAGGAGGGAGCUUGUAUUAUGGUUACUGCAGUAUCAGACGGUGUUGCUUCUGAGCUAUGGGCAGCGAAGGUCUUUUGCAUGUAUACAAGUUGGGCACGGAAGCAAGGUUGCAAGGUUGGGUUGAUUGAGAAGGUUCCUUCAAAGAAUGGCCAUGUCCGGUCUGCAGCAAUGGAGAUUGAAUCAGAGUAUAUGUUUGGCAUCCUUUCUGGAGAAAAAGGAAUGCAUCGAAUGACAUACUCUUCCCUUGAAAAUUCUGACACUUGUCAGGCCUUAUCAGCUAGAGUCGACGUAAUUCCCCUGUUCUUGGAUAGACCAAUUAAUCUGCACUUGGAUGACAAUGAUAUAGAGAUCGCCCCCACACCUUGUGAAUAUAAGAAGCGUGAUAGCAGAAAUUGUGCUGCUGUCAGGGUUGUACACAAACCAAGUGGAGUCACUGCUGAAAGUUCAGGUGAGAGAAGCUACUUUGCAAACAAGCUAAAAGCUACGAGUAGGUUGAAAGCAAAGCUCCUCUUAAUAGCUAGAGAAUUGGGAGUAUUAGACAUGAAGAUGAUCACCAAACAGGCUAUAGAGGACAAGUGCAAGCGUGAAACGCGAAGGUACACAUUUGGGCCUCAGAAGCUGGUUCAUGAUCUCAACACAGGCAUCCAGUUAUCAGAUUUGAACUUGGUUCUGGAAGGUGAUAUAGAGCAAUUCAUCAGAGGCCGUAUUAUCGCCAGGCAAUGAUGAUACACCUCACUGAUUGACUGAUUAUGUUCCCACAUCGCGAUCUUGUACAUUUAUUUCUUUUCUGAUACAUACCACACCACAUCAAAAGAUGACCUCUGUAAAAUGUAUCACAUUUCAAGCCAAAAGGCAUGACACCAGGUAUACAAAACACCAUCUGCCCCAAGUACGACUAAAUUUGUGGUUGUAGGACCAGCUAGAAGUAAAAUUUGGUGGGAGAAAUCUCAGGACGGCUGGCCCGGCCCCUCCGCCUCAGCUCAGCGGCAUGUCUUUCGUGCUGAAUGCAAAGAAACACAAGUCAAGUACUGUGAACUGAUGGAUGAACAUUGGUUGUAUUGAAGGGAUCAGAAGGACUCGCCCAUGGAUUGAAGGGCCCACAUCCCAAUUUUUUACCGAGCAAAUGCACGAGACAUUUCGUGGGUGAAUGACCAUGGACUACUAUGCCAUAAAUGAUUUGCACAAGCACCUUGACUUUUGGGCACUAGUGGGCAUGAUUGCUACCAACUAGCACAAAGGGUCUAGUGGCUAGUGGCCACCCCGUUAAAACCCGUCACUACAAUGCAUUUGUGCUGGCGAGUGUUUAUGUCACCACAAAUGCAUUUCAAUUUAUAUUGAUGGGAGGGCUAAAUGUUUCUAACUAGCCAAAAACUUAA